AUAGUUUUGUUUUAAUGGCCUCUCAGGGCUCUAGACGUUCUCAUUCAAAAUGGAUCAAUGUUCGCAACAUAAAAUUAAAAAUAUGUUUUCCAUUGUCCAGCGCACAGCCGUGACAGUGCACAUGUAUACUUAUCUCCCGAUCGCCUCUUGCGCAUGCGUGAGACAUCGCGACGAGAUUUAAAUUUAGCCGAGUCGCCGGAAUUUGCUGGCCUAUUUCGAUUCCGCCGCAAACGGCAAAUUUUAACUGACUUCAAAGUUCCCUUAUCGUUAUUUAUUGCCAAAUUAUCUUUAAAAGUGGAUAAUUUAUAUGGUAGUGCUGUAUUAGGCCGUGUAGGCCGCUGUGAUGUGUGAAGAGAGGACUCUAGUGUUGCGUGCCGACUAGGUUAUAAUCAGGUGACAGAGAUGCGUCCAGCGUUUGUGUUAAGUGUUUUGGUGUGGUUACUAGUGCAAGAUUCCAUAAUAUGUGUGCGGAUCCGCGACCUGCGGGUGCCGGCGCACGUGGCCGAGGGCUCGGAGGUGGUGCUGGGCUGCAUAUUCGACAUGCAAGGCCAUCGGCUCUUCUCCGUCAAGUGGCUGAGGAACGGAGAGGUCUUCUACCACUACAGACCCGGAAGCGGCACCUACAACGUGCCAGACACUAGGGCCUUCUCAGAUCAAGGAGUAUCUGUUGAUGUGUCGCGGUCGAGCAUGGAGACAGUUACGCUGCUGUUCAUGGGGCGCGAGUCGGCGGGCGAGUACCGCUGCGACGUCACAGGCGAGGGGCCGCUCUUCCGGAAGGAUUCCGCCAAAAAAAACAUCACGGUCGAUCUGGUACCUGAAAAAGAGCCUGAAAUUACGGGUCUUCAGGAGUACUAUGACGUGGGUUCACCUGUACUACUGAAUUGUACUUCGACGGGCGCGCGUCCCGCUAGUCGGGUGCAGUGGUUUGUGAACAACAUGCAAGCGCAGAAGUACCACGUGCGGGGACCGUGGUAUCGGCGCUCGUUACACCGACUGGACGCGUACGACACCACGGUUGAGCUCUCUUUCGGAGUGCGGGAGUCGCAUUUCUUAAAUGGAAUCAUGAAAUUAAAGUGUGAGGCAACAUUAGCGCCAUUAUAUCGCAAGGAGGUGGAGCUCAAAUACCAGAGACUCCCGCGGACCAGGGGAAGCAUACUCAUGGAGACCACAACGAAGUAUCUAGAGAAAACCACUGAGGAACGCUGUACUGACGCCAUCACUGUGGAAUUGGACGAGCCGCCGCCGCACUUGGAGCCUUGGUCGAUUGAAACACCUGAUCCAGACGGAACCUCUUGA
Cydia strobilella is the source of this 1296-nucleotide messenger RNA. RefSeq lists its product as uncharacterized. The transcript has 6 exons. Bases 403 to 1296 code for a protein of 297 amino acids. Lineage: Eukaryota; Metazoa; Arthropoda; Insecta; Lepidoptera; Tortricidae. The record is from RefSeq and is a predicted model, not a curated record.